AUGUCGUUCCCUUCAAUAUCAUGUAAAGAUCAUACAAUUCUCAUUCUUCCAUUUACGCAUUCGCUUCUUCUUUCGCCCGAAACACUUAUCUCCACAAUCCUAUCAACGCUACCUACUUCAAGUAAGAAGUCAUUCACGGUGGUAUUCACUUCACCGACAUCUCCACAACUAUACGGCUCUCUACUCCAGACACCUGUAAAACACUUUGACAUCUUCCAGUCAUUCCUGGGGCGAAUCUACGCAGCUUUAGCUACUGCUCAAUUGAAUGCUGGGAGGGUAUUGAUGGAUGUCGAAGUACAUUUUGACGGGGAGAAUGGACCAUGGGCAGAGAAGUUGUUCCAUGGACGGGAAGUAGAAGACUAUCAGAUCUUAGUCAUAGAAGGUGUAAUAUUACCUACUCAAGUAAAAUCAAUCAUAAACUCAAUACCGCAAACGGUACUUCCUCCUAUACCCGUACAUGAUCAAAAGCCAGAUACGACGGCGGAUUCGACAUCCCCCUCUCCUGCAGUGGUGGCUUUAGGGGGAACGUUUGAUCAUUUACAUGCAGCUCAUAAAUUAUUACUUCAUUCAUCAUUAUUCUUAUCAACCAGGAAAUUGAUUGUUGGUUUGGUGUCAGAUUCACUUUUGACUUCGAAAUCGCAUCAUGAAUUGGUCCAACCUCUAGCCGAACGGAAAUUCGCAGUAGAAAGAUUCCUGCAACGUAUAGGAGGCGGUAAAGUUACAGGAGAAGGAGAAAGUGAACAAGAAGGGGUAGAGCUGGAUAUAGGAGAAAUUCACGAUGGUUUAGGUCCCACUCGAUACGAUCCAGAUAUUCACGCUUUAGUAGUAUCGAAAGAAACUUUUUCGGGGGGUCAACUGGUCAAUAAUACAAGAAAACAAAAUGGUUUGAACGAGUUAGACAUUUUCGUGGUAAAUGUUAUUUCUGAUAAAGAUCAAUUGGGAUCACAGUUGGAAUCAGAAUUAGAUGAAAAGAAAUUGAAAGAGUUGAAAAUGGGUAGUACAGGUAUAAGAAAUUGGAUAUAUCAACAAUCUCAAUUAGACUCGCAGUCAACAUAA
This is a messenger RNA of Kwoniella shivajii, 1056 nucleotides long. RefSeq lists its product as uncharacterized. The coding region runs from base 1 to 1056 and encodes 351 amino acids. Lineage: Eukaryota; Fungi; Basidiomycota; Tremellomycetes; Tremellales; Cryptococcaceae. The transcript has 2 exons. Gene Ontology annotation, molecular function: dephospho-CoA kinase activity. Gene Ontology annotation, biological process: coenzyme A biosynthetic process. The record is from RefSeq and is a predicted model, not a curated record.